Papaver somniferum (opium poppy) is the source of this 2876-nucleotide messenger RNA. RefSeq lists its product as uncharacterized. The transcript has 9 exons. Bases 1707 to 2738 code for a protein of 343 amino acids. The record is from RefSeq and is a predicted model, not a curated record. Gene Ontology annotation, molecular function: nucleoside diphosphate kinase activity. NCBI's taxonomy places the organism in Eukaryota, Viridiplantae, Streptophyta, Magnoliopsida, Ranunculales, Papaveraceae.
CCUUCUUUUCGAUCGUCAAGUUAGUUGUUGCCACCGGCGACAAAUAUAAAAUCUCCCCCUUUUAAUGCGAACAAGCUUCCCGUGAAAAUACUAACCAUUUUUUGGUGUACCGCAGUACUUUGCGUACACCAACCGUAUUUUUCAGCAAACACGGUUGUUACAUCUGCCCUUGGAUGGUUUUCAUCUCCAUAUACAUCCAUUAAACUACGAAAGCAGAAACAAUUCGUUUAUAUUAUUUUUUGUCUUCCAUCCACUUUUACAGACGAAAGUAUUAAUGAUUAAUUCAACUUGAUUUUGAUUUCAACUUUUCCCGCAAAUCGAGUUUCGAACAACCAAAGUGGUAUAAUUUUGAUUAGGGUUCAUUUAUUUCAUUUUCUCCCCCAAACUUAUUCUAGGGCAGCACCACAACAAUUGAUGAUUCUGAUAACCACCCAAGUCGAGUUCCAAUUUCAAUUCAUUAAUUCAUCACCAUUAUUAUCAGGUUGGUGUUCGAUUUUGAAAAGUCAAAUGCUUCAUUUUUAUUUUUUUAUUUCGACAUAGUGGAGAAUGGCUGUGACAUUUUUUUGCACGAACCCUGUUUGAUAAAAUCUUUCUCAAUGUCUUCUUUGUUUUAAUGCCUUGGUUAGUAUACUUCGAUAAUGAUUUGUUAAUUCAUAUCGAGUGAUGUAACGUUUACUUAUUCUUUCAUAAAUGAAGGAGAUAGUACAAUCAUCAGUUUAGCAGAACAAAAGAUUUUGUUAAUUAUGUAUACAAAAUUCAGAUGAUUGGGAUUGAUACUUUACUUCCCAUUUGCAUGAUAUCAUUUUUGGAGAAACAUUUGAUUCUAAGAACAAACCCAUAUUAUUAAAGAACAGUGGUUUGAAUUGAGCGAUUCUGUAUUGUCAUUAUUAUUUUGAUAUUUGCAUUUGGAUUGAUUUGCACCCUGUUGUAUAAGGUGAACCCGAAACAGAGAUGGAUACAUCCCAAAGUGGUUUUUCCACUCGAAGAAACAUGAUGACCGAAGAACAACAAGACACUGAAAGAGAAAGGUGUCGUGUUGGCAAAAAAAAUCGUCGAUAAAACAUGACGGAUGAGGUGAAGUUGCUACAAAGGCGAAAUCAACAUAGAGCUAUGCAGGCUAGGCAGCAAAAAGUGGAAAACAGAAAUCAUGAAAGCCUAAGAUGAAUAUAGAGAAAGUAUAAAAAGUGUACACCAACGCAUGUGCAUUCUCAUAAAUCUACAGCUCUCAAAGUGCCAUACUGCCAAGAUUAUAAUUAUGACAAGAAUGGAUGCUAACCUUGAGUUUUGCGGUGAUCUCUAUUUGUCUGUCUCACCACAACUGACCUUAUCCAUGGGACAGUCGAGACACUCGGGGUUGCUGAGCCUCUAAUGUUAAGCAUGUCAAUUGGAGAAAGCUCAAUCUAAUCACAAAUAGCAGAAGAAGAAGAAGAAAUUGAACAUGAUGAACAACACCAUUGCCUAACAGGGGGAUUCAUCAAUCUGCAAGGAACUUUGUGACUUGAACAGUUAAAGGUUCGACGAUAUUGCGGUGCGUCAUACUUUUGUGAAAAUGCGAAAAUAGAAAAUACGUGCUAAAAAACCUAGCGUUUACCAACGUGCAACGCACGUGCACUUCACUUGUUAAAAUAAGGAGAGAAAGAAAUUCCUCUCUAUCUCCUCUACAACUCUGCCAUCUGCAAUUAGAUUCAUCUGCUUCAUCGAGGUUUAUGGUCAACAAGAUGAACAACAUGAAGCGAAAGUCUAGAGAAGAAAACAUUUAUGAAUCAGAUCGUCUGCAGCAAAAGACGCAACAGACUUUUGUCUUGGCCUAUCCUUGUCACUACGCCCAUGGCUCUGUGGGUGCUAUCUUGACCAAAUUUCAAAAAUCAGAUUUGAAAAUUAUAGAGAUGAGGUGUAUGGAUGUGACUCGAAAUUUCGCUCAGAAGCACGUCCGUAAUAUUGGAUGGGAUCCUGAGGCUUAUGAAGAUAAUGUACCCUAUGGGAACUGGGCCAACUACAUAGCUUCGAACCCUGUCGUUGCUAUGAUUGUGGAGGGGAAAGGCGCUAGGGAUAAAGUUCAUGAAUUAAUAUCCGAAAAGCAACAUCCCUUUUGGCGUGACGAGGGAGCGACGGGUUACACCAGCAGUUCACCUGAUCAAGCUAAAAUAGAUAUUGGUACCUGGUUCCGUUCCAUCGACUUAGAAAAAGAAAUGAGAAACAGUAAAAGGGUGGUGUCUGUGCUUCCUGAUAAUGUACAUGGCCCAGUGCACGAAAUUGAACAAACAUUUCGGAAUAUAUACGAAGAUGUUACAAAAUUACCACCACUGGUUUUCCAUAUGUGUGUCCUCUUAAUCAACCCUUUGGCUUUCCAAAGGUGUUGUGCUGGUCAAGUUUUGGAUGCCAUUCAGGCCAACUGUUCUAGCAUAAGAGGCAUAAAGCUCGUGAGAAAGGCUGACUAUCCUAGCAAUUUAUGGCCUACUCAUUCUGCUCCCUCUGACUAUGGUAUUGCCGUUGUUGUUUGCGAUCUCAAACCAAGCUUAACAAUCACGCACGAGAAUCCAGAUAGCAAGUAUAUUAACUACAUUAAAGGCGAGUUUAUAAUCGGAAGCAACUACAUUCACCAAAGCGAGCCGGGGAAGGAGGUGUUGGAACAUGCUACCAAAAUUUUCAAAUCUGGUUUCAGUGUUUGGGCAUAUCUGAAUGGGUUUGACUUGGGUGGCUAUAUAUCUGAGGUAUCCUUAGUUGGUCUCGUGGAGUAAUUUCGUUUACGUAUGUUUUUUUUUAUUAUUACUUUGCCAUUAUUGUUUUCAUUUCUGGGAGUGACAAAUACGAGUCUGUAUGUCUCAAACAAUUAUUUACUACUCUUUUAAAUACAGUAAAGUUGAGCCUUUUUUACA